CCGAUUGGGGCUUCUUAUUUUUAACCCUCGAGGCGCCGAAGUGAGGGGGGGGCGAGGAGGGGGCCGCGUCUGGCCUUCGCAGCCCCUCCGAUAGAGGCGGGCUGUCUUGAGACUGACAAUGAGCCGUCAGCGUCUGUUGCCAGACGGUUUUGUUUAGGCUAGACGGGAGCCGAGGUCUGGGAGGAGGGGAGAAGGAGGGUUGAGCUCUGCCCCUCCUGGCCGACUCUCGAACAGGUACACACACAGACACACACGCACACAAAAGCAAUGGAGUCCAGCUUGGGUUGACGUCGCCUUCAGCUCUGGUGCCGAUUCUGGUGGGGGUGGGCGUCUUGGAGCGGGGCUGGGUGGGUGGGUUUCGAGUUUAGCCUUUGUUUUCUAAGCUUUUGCCCCGGCAGGUUAUAAAUAGACCUGUUCAGAGGCUGUGUCAAGGAAGGACAAGUGCCAGAGAGAGAGACUGGCUGUGUUUGGCCCCCCCCUCCCCCCAGCAGACUGCUGCUUGCCACUGCAAUGAAUGCCAAGAGGAGGCCUAGGUGCUGCGUAUUCUUGUGAGCUGUUAAGGAAGAAGGGCUGGAUUUCAUUUUUUAUGAUUCCUACAAAAGAAGGAGAGAGCAGAUCUAGUUGGAAGGCAGCAUCGGUGAGACGACACUGCAGGGUGGGGAAAGACACUCAAUCAAGGCUUUUUUAAAACUGAGAACUGUGUUGGUGAAGAACCACAACAUUGGACUGAAAAUGAAGCCCGACCGAGACACUAUAGAUGAGUACUUCGAGUACGAAGCGGAAGAGUUCCUUGUCAACUUGGCCUUGCUGAUUACUGAAGGUAGAACACCAGAAUAUUCCAUCAAAGGUAGAACCGAAGGCUUCCACUGCCCUCCAGCCCAAUCGGGUCAGCCAGUAACAACCAAACAUGAAUGCAGCGACAAACUGGCCCAGUGUCGUCAAGCUCGACGCACUAGGUCUGAGGUCACGUUGCUGUGGAAAAAUAAUAUUCCUAUCAUGGUAGAAGUGAUGCUACUUCCAGACUGUUGCUAUAGCGAUGAAGGGCCAGCCACAGAAGGGAACGAUUUAAAUGAUCCUGCAGUCAAGCAAGAUGCCUUGUUACUAGAGAGAUGGAUUUUGGAGCCAGUUCCACGACAAAGCGGCGACCGAUUUAUUGAAGAGAAGACCCUCUUAUUGGCUGUCCGCUCUUUUGUGUUCUUUUCUCAGUUGAGCGCUUGGCUGAGUGUUUCACACGGCGCAGUCCCACGCAAUAUUCUCUACAGAGUAAGCGCGGCGCACGUAGACCUGCAGUGGACUUUUUCCCAGACGCCAACAGAGCAUUUCUUCCCCGUUCCUAAUGUUUCUCACAAUGUGGCCUUGAAAGUCAGCGUCCAGUCCUUGCCGAGACAAUCUAACUAUCCAGUCCUGACGUGCAGCAUUCACACCAACCUCGGUUUUUAUGAAAAGAGGGUAGAAGAGCGUGGUGGACAUCAGCACUGUGAUUCCAUCAGGGCAGAGCAAUGCAAUACGCCCGCCUCGCAGCACUUGUGCGGCAAACUGCUGUGGCCCGAAGGCGUGCUCAGUGCCAAAAAAGGCCCUGAGCUCGGCACAGCUGUCAGAACCCUGAAAUUGUUUCCACCGGCCAGGCUUGGAUCAGACUUCAGGGCAUCGGAGUCUAACCUCCAGUGCUAUACAGCUACCGUUGAGAAUAAGAAACUAUUGCAGGAAACCUCAGAAAGAGUACUAAAGCCUUUGGCCGACUCCUCCAAUGGCUACUCUUUCUGCCAUUCGUUAGGAGAGUCUAUUCCAUUGAUAGGCUCUUUACUCCAAGAGCGGCACGAGGUUAUAGCAAGGAUCGCCCAGCAUUUGAUUCACUGUGAUCCAGCAACGUCACCUAUUAUGGGGCGGCCGUUCAACGGGAACGAAACGGGUUUGGCUAACUCAAAAGCCACACGCACUGUGCACGAAGAUGAAAGUUUGCUGAGAAAAGGCAAGGAGCUGUCCUCUGGUUCUAUGGCUAACUUACAACUGGCUUCAUCCGAAAACAGCAAUAUAGGAAAAACCCGAAUAAUACCAGAAAUUCCGCUCUCCAACUCCCAGAGUCCAGUGACCCAGCGCUCCCGUCAAACCAUAGAGGAAGCUAACCCACUGAUAAGUUCUUUACUUCAGGAGCGGCAGGAGGUUAUAGCUAGGAUUGCCCAACACCUGAUUCACUGUGAUCCACCAACUUCGCAUGUUACUCAUCCUGUGUUCAACGUGCAUGAAAUUAGUUCAGUUAAUCCAAAGGGUUUUCAUAGUUCCUGUGAAGAGGACUGCCUGCCGAAGAAAGGCAGGGAAACUUUGUCAGAUCCCUUCUCUACUUCAAGGUUGAGUUCUUUGGAAGACAACCUAAAAGCAAAAGGCAAAACACCAGCAACCCCUCUGAGUUCCUUUAGAUACGAUGUCGAAUCGAAGGUAUCUCCAAAACCCCAAGCAAGAAGAAAAUUGCUUCUUGCAGAGCCCAGUGAUGUAGUCCAAAAUACAUUUCAGCCGUCUCCUUCUGGUAGAAAUACAAAUCCAAUUACUUUUACGAUCCAGUCAUGUAAGAAAGAAGAUAAUAGAGCAGAACUGGCAGAUAAAUUAGAAGCGGUACUUUCCGGUUCUCCCCGUAAGCCCCGAGCAGUAUACAAAGGUAUUGCCAAGCAGUGUUCCCCUUCCAGUUGUAGCGAUGAACUGAUUUGCACAGAUAAACUUAAGGACAGAACAAUCGCUAGCGAAAACGGCAACACAGACUGUUUAAACAAUCCAUCGUCAGACUGGUCUAGAAUACUUGAAAAUAUUAAAGUGACUGUAAUGCAGGCACCUGACAGUUUGCACAAAAGCGAGCCGAAGCGCUUAAGCCAAGACUCUAAACAACCAAAUAUUUGCGAGCAGAACUCCCAGCUCACUAGUAUUGAAAACUAUUUGCAUAAAGACCACGAAAGUUUCCAGUGCAAAAACAAGCAAGAAAAAGUGAAAAACGCACACGACGAGAACAAAGACCCGACAGACUAUGCAAUCCAAAAACGUUUGCAGAAGAAACCCGUAGAAGACGGCUCAGCUCCUGGUGAACAAAAGAGAAACGAUGUGCUGAGAGCAAUACCACUUAAACAUGUUUGGCGGAGAAACAAUUUUCACCAUUUGGAUGGGACUUCCACCAAGGCUUUCCAUCCUCGAACUGGAUUGCCUCUACUUUCAAGCCCUGUUCCUGAAAGGAAAACACGUUCUGGCUGUUUCGAUCUCGAUGCGUCUCUGUUACAGUUGAAAUGUCUGUCCUCCAAAAGUCCACAACAUUGUAUAAGCAAAGAGAAUGACCCAGAUGGCCAUGAGAAACCAUUUCUGAGUUCCAGUGCACCACCUGUAACAAGUCUUAGUCUCCUUGGAAACUUUGAGGAGUGCGUGCUGAACUAUCGUUUAGAUCCCCUGGGUGUUGUAGAUGGUUUCACAGCUGAAGUGGGAGCAAGUGGCGUCUUCUGUCCGACACACAUGACUCUUCCAGUUGACGUUUCGUUCUACAGUGUUUCUGAUGACAACGCCCCCUCCCCCUAUAUGGGUGUAAUUGCUCUAGAGUCCCUUGGUAAAAGGGGUUAUCGGGUACCUCCUUCAGGAACAAUACAAGUGACCUUAUUUAAUCCUAACAAGACUGUGGUGAAGAUGUUUGUGGUGAUCUAUGACUUGCGAGAGAUGCCGGCCAAUCACCAGACAUUCCUACGGCAAAGAACCUUUUCUGUCCCCGUGAGACGAGAAACAAAGAGAAGCCUCAACAAAGAAAACACUCGGCGUUCUGAAGACAGGCUUCUUCGCUACCUCAUUCAUCUGAGGUUCCAGAGUUCUAAGUCUGGAAAGAUCUACCUCUACAGAGACGUAAGGCUCCUGUUCUCUCGGAAAUCCAUGGAAGUUGACAGCGGCGCCGCAUACGAACUCAAAUCUUACACUGAAUCUCCAACGAAUCCUCAGUUUUCGCCCAGAUGCUAGUGAGGACGAACCGUGCAAAAGUAUUGUGGGAUUACAUUUUAAAAGAUGGAAAGAUUUGGCAUGAGAUUUAAGGUUUAAGUAGAGAAGCAAGUGAGAAGGUGGUCGAGUGAGCAUUGAGGCUGUUCUGGGCUCCUGGACCAGUUUUUGGAAAGGCUUCUGAGAUGAGCAUUUUUGUGUAUUCCAAGUAGACUGGAACAUACUUAAGUCCUAAUCUUUUUUUAUAUACUGGUUUUAAACCACUUCAUUGGAUGUGUUGCAAUAGCAGAUUCCCAAAUUAGUUUUAGUG
This is a messenger RNA of Gekko japonicus, 4258 nucleotides long. It is a transcript of the gene ATOSA, whose product is annotated as family with sequence similarity 214 member A. Lineage: Eukaryota; Metazoa; Chordata; Lepidosauria; Squamata; Gekkonidae. The transcript is spliced from 12 exons. The coding region runs from base 733 to 3972 and encodes 1079 amino acids. The record is from RefSeq and is a predicted model, not a curated record.